Molecule: messenger RNA, 1793 nt
Organism: Capsaspora owczarzaki ATCC 30864
Lineage: Eukaryota; Filasterea; Ministeriida; Capsasporidae
Product: solute carrier family 20
Exons: 5
Coding region: 87-1793 (568 amino acids)
Biological process (GO): phosphate ion transmembrane transport
Cellular component (GO): membrane
Source: RefSeq, a predicted model, not a curated record
UUGCAUUUCGGUCAUUUCCAACCAACGCCGCAAAGCACAAGCAACGCCUCUACCUCGAAAGAACCACUCAACCUCAAACCAACAUCAUGGAUCCGCACGAUUACACUUGGAUUCUCGGCCUGGGCUUCUUCCUGGCCCUCCUCGACGCCUAUGGUAUUGGCGCCAACGAUGUCGCAAACUCGUUUGCCACCUCCGUCGCUUCCCGAACCCUCACUCUGCGCCGCGCUUGCAUGGUUGCCAUCUUUACCGAGUUUGGUGGCGCUGUUCUUCUCGGCUCCAACACUGCUGAAACCAUCCGAAAUGGCAUCCUAAAGACCCACCUCUUCGCAGCCCAACCCGAAACCCUGAUGCUCGCUAUGAUGUGCGCGCUGGUCGGCUCGGCCACGUUCAUUCUGACUGCCACCCGCUUUGGCGCUCCCGUCUCGACGACUCACAGCAUUGUUGGUGCCAUCAUCGGCACUGGUAUUGCUGCCUUUGGCACGGAUGCGGUUGACUGGACGUACGAUGGCGUCGGCAAGAUUAUUACCUCGUGGUUCCUUUCGCCCAUUAUUGCCGGUAUUAUUGCCAGCCUCAUCUACCUGAGCAUCAAGUUUGCAGUGCUCCGCUCGCCGCACGCCUACUCGCGCUCGCUCAAGGUUGUCCCGAUCCUUGCCUUUGUCACCAUCGGCGUUAACGCCUUCUUCAUUGUCUACAAGGGCUCUCCCGCACUCAAGUUGGACAAGAACCCGCUCGGAACCAUCCUCGGCGCCGUGUUUGGCUUUGCCGUGGGCUGCGGCCUGCUGGCCUACUUUGUGGUCGUUCCGAUCAUUCGUCAACGCAUUGAAGGCACCAAUUCGCGCCCGCUCUACAAGGAUGUGCUGUGCUGCUUCUACGGUCGCUCCCAAAUGCUCUCCGAGGAGGAGCAGGCUGCCAAGGAGGAGGAAGAGAUUCGCACACGACAGGCCGAGGAUGCUCGCGUCCUCAAGGAGCUCGAGCUUGCCGCCACCAAAUCGUCCGACAUGGAGCUGCGCGAAACCAACAGUGCCCCCAAGCUUGGUGACUCUUCGUCCACGGACGACAUUCUCGUAAAGAACGUCGAUGACGAUGCGACUGGCUCCGAGGCAAGCUCGAAUGCCGAGAUUGCCGUUGGCAAAUCAUCCCCAUCAUCUGUCAUUCGCAAUGGCAUUCGCAAAGUCUGGGGCCGCCUGGCCUACGGAUGGAAUGUCGAUGUUGUCAACUCGCAGGCUGGCGAUGUCACUGCCGAGCUGCACGCCCGCUCCACCAAGUUCUCCAGCCGCGCCGAGCGCACCUUCCAAUUCUGCCAGCUGCUGACUUGCAUUGCCGCGUCCAUCGCCCACGGUAGCAACGACGUUGCCAACGCCAUUGGUCCGAUCGCCUCCAUCUACUACAUUUGGGAACACGCCGCUAUUGCCGGCGACAAGACACCCGUCGACGUCUGGCUGCUCGCUGUUGGUGGCAUUGCCAUCAACAUUGGUCUGGUCACCUACGGCUACAAGAUUAUGAGCACGCUUGGUAACAAGAUGACCGACCACACCCCCAGCCGCGGCUUCUCGAUGGAGCUCGGCGCCACUUUCACUGUUCUGACUGCCAGCAAGCUUGGUCUGCCCGUCUCGACUACUCACUGCAUCACUGGCGCCACUGCCGCUGUCGGCCUCUGCAAUGGCGACGUUCGUGCUAUCAACUGGAAGCUUUUGGCUUGGUGCUUCUUCUCGUGGAUUAUCACCCUUCCCUGCGCUGGCCUCCUUUCCGGCCUUUUGUACGCCAUGAUGCUCAACUCGCCCAAGUUUUUGUAA